UUCGACGAAGUGCUACGUGAAUCGUGCCUACUUUUCAACGUUCAAUAAAUAAAGAUUAGAAAUGUUUGAAUUAUUUCCUAUAGCUGAUCCUUUGCCAUGGCCAUUCACUGGCAUAUUUUGGCCCAUUGCCACAACUAUAACCGCGUAUUUAAUUUUUGUGCUGAAACUCGGACCAAUGCUUAUGGCAAAUCGGGAACCCUUUAAGCUGCGCGGGGUCCUAAAACUAUACAAUAUAUUCCAAGUUAUCUUCAACAUUCUCCUGCUGUCGUGGGGCAUUCACUUUUUAUUCUGGAAAAGACCCUAUCCUGAUUUGAGCUGCAUUAUGAUAUUGCCAUUCGAUCAUGAAAUGAAGAACACUGAGCGCGUGAUUUCUUACCUGUACUAUCUCAACAAAAUAAUUGAUUUGCUGGACACGAUCUUCUUUGUUCUUCGCAAGAGCUAUAAACAGAUUACCAAACUACACCUUAUCCAUCAUGUCUAUAUGUCAAGUGCCUCUUACUUUUUUCACUAGAUUAUAUGGAUACGGAGGACACCACUUCAUAUUGGCAGGUCUCAAUACCUUUACACACAUCGCGAUGUACGCCUACUAUUAUCUUUCAUCUCAAAAUCCGAAUAUAAAACAAAGUAUAUGGUGGAAGCAGUACAUCACCAUUCUGCAAAUGGUUCAGUUCGUCUU
Molecule: messenger RNA, 676 nt
Organism: Drosophila nasuta
Lineage: Eukaryota; Metazoa; Arthropoda; Insecta; Diptera; Drosophilidae
Product: elongation of very long chain fatty acids protein F-like
Exons: 2
Coding region: 62-511 (149 amino acids)
Biological process (GO): fatty acid elongation, polyunsaturated fatty acid; fatty acid elongation, saturated fatty acid; very long-chain fatty acid biosynthetic process
Cellular component (GO): endoplasmic reticulum membrane
Molecular function (GO): fatty acid elongase activity
Source: RefSeq, a predicted model, not a curated record